Molecule: messenger RNA, 1050 nt
Organism: Opisthorchis viverrini
Lineage: Eukaryota; Metazoa; Platyhelminthes; Trematoda; Opisthorchiida; Opisthorchiidae
Exons: 5
Coding region: 1-1050 (349 amino acids)
Biological process (GO): pyrimidine nucleotide-sugar transmembrane transport
Cellular component (GO): Golgi membrane
Molecular function (GO): UDP-galactose transmembrane transporter activity
Source: RefSeq, a predicted model, not a curated record
AUGCCUCGUCUUUCAAUUGGUCACGUUUGCCUUCUGGUUUUGGUUUUCCAAAACCUACUGUAUACCUUGUGCAUGCGGUAUGGUCGCUCUCGCAAUGCACCGAUGUUUAUUAUUUCCUCUAUGAUGGUAACUAGCGAGGCUGUUAAAUUAUUGACGUGUCUCGUCGUCUUGCAUUCCACGGGGACGCUGAAGCACUCCUAUGCCCAAUUUCUUUGUAAUAUAUGGGACUCGAUAAAAUCCUGCCUGCCGGCCUUGAUUUACCUCGUCCAGAACCGACUGCUUGUAGCUGCGCUUGGUAACUUAGAUGCUGCAACGUUCCAGGUUGCCUACCAGCUGAAGUUGCUCACCACUGCUUUGUUCAGUGUACUUAUUCUCCGAAAACCUAUUAGUCUCAUCCAGUGGUUUUCACUACUCCUACUGUUUUUUGGAGUCGCAAUAGUAGAACCACCUUCGGGGUCGAAAGAAAACCCUAUGAGCGUGUCACAAAAUCCAUCAUUAGGCUUGUUCUACGUCGUGUGCGCGUCUUUGCUCUCAGGAUUUGCCUGCGUCUAUCUUGAAUUGUUGUUUAAAAAUCCACAUAAGUCGCUAUGGCUUCGAAACAUCGAGGUUGCUGGAACAUCUUUGGUGACAGGGGCUAUUGUCCAGUGGAUAUCAGACGGUGAUCUUAUCAAAGAAAAGGGCUAUUUCUAUGGUUUUGAUUGGCUUGUAUGGAUUCUGGUGGGUCUGCAUUCUUUCGGCGGUCUCAUAGUUGCUAUGGUGGUCAAGUAUGCAAACAACAUGCUCAAGGGUUUUGCGUGCUCCAUGUCGAUCGUUCUAUCCUGUAUCUACUCCGUUCUCUUCCUCGGCGUUCAUUUGAGUCCGAGCUUUUUGAUUGGAGCGUGCCUUGUCCUGAUCUCCGUCGUGCUCUAUGCUGCCUAUCCUCCCAGGAUAUCCUGUUCUCCCACGGUGGUAAAGCGCAAUCAGGCGACACGGCCCGAGAUGAUUCAGUGGUUGGAGCGCGAAUUUACUGACCGGAAGUUACGUGGUUCCGAACCUGACCCCCCCUCGUGA